Molecule: messenger RNA, 6089 nt
Organism: Neodiprion fabricii
Lineage: Eukaryota; Metazoa; Arthropoda; Insecta; Hymenoptera; Diprionidae
Product: protein FAM102B
Exons: 10
Coding region: 1290-3308 (672 amino acids)
Source: RefSeq, a predicted model, not a curated record
UGGCCAUCGCUGACGGCGCCUCAGUUCACAGACGGCCUCCGUUCUGUCCGAUCUAGUUAGCUAGGUUUGGCGGUGGCAGUGAAAUAUAUACGGUAGAAAGAUUCGCCGUUGUUAAUUACCGUCGAUUUUUCACCGUCGAACGUUGUCAGUAAUACCGUGAUAAUGCGGCGUGUUAUCGCGUGUGAGAUCGGCUGACCUCAGGUGAAUAAAGUGCACAACGGGAUUUACGGCCGAGAUAAUAAAACGGUAGGAAGAUUUGAGGGACUACUCCUGGAUUUCCGACUCGAAGUCAGGCAUCGCGAGGAUUUGUCAAUAUUUCAUGUUAUAAAGUAAAUUCGCACCUACCCAGCAAGACGCGGUCUUUCAUUCUCGCUGUGUUUGAUCCACCGUGUAAUAAACAAAUUUGCCUCGAUUCCUUCGCCUCUAAGGGCACGCGUAUUAUCUCUGAUUUCGAACAUCAUCGCUAUAUCUCCACAGAGGUUAUAAAUUAUCGAGGAACACGAAGGACUUUUACCGCUUGCAGCAAAACAUGACGUUAAAGGAGUAUACCAGACGACCGUAGUCGAGGAGAAGAGUUGCUGCUACGAAUCAAGAGUAGCUAGCCUCCUGGGUCUUAUAAAAAUCACGUUUCACCUUACGCAACUAAUAAAUGUUUCCGCGCUUGAAUCUUGCGAACUAUGUUUACCAAGAAAUUGAUACGAAGCGUAAACUGUAGGACCUGAGCCUGUGUUCGCGUAAAAAUAAACUACUUUUGUUUUCCUAGACUCUCUUUUCAAUUAUAAACAUUCAACAUAUCUAAUCAAUUGGGUGUUAUUAAUAAUCAAAAUAUUUUAUCAUCGUGGAAAUGAAUCGCGAAUAGUAUAUAUUGAUAUUUAUAUACUUAAAGGAACGACAGCAACAAUAACAACAAUAAUAAUUAUUAUUAUUUUUAUGGUAAUAAUAUUCGGAGGAUGUUCGAUGUUCGAUCGAUACGUGUAAACGAAACGAUAACUAUACAUAUAUGUAUAUACACGUAGUUAGAAGCUGAAAAUUAAAAAUCGAUAACUUGACAAUAAUAAAUUUAUCGUAAAACAGUUUAUGUAUGAACAUUUUUUGGAAUCACUAUUCAUUAAUCUACCGCGCGUAAACUAUACGAGUAUAAGUGAGCUUAUCUUGAGAAAAAGAAAACGGUCAAGUUGAGUUAAGAGGAAGAAGUAGAAGUAGAAGAGAAAAAAGAAAAAAAAAACAUCUUGGAGAAAUAUCGUGCGCCGAGAAGUACCGUCAAAGUAAGGUGUCCAGUGAGGAGUGACAUGGCCUUCAUGAUGAAAAAGAAAAAGUAUAAAUUCUCCGUUGAAGUGGGCUUGGAAGAACUGACCGCAGUCCCCUUUGUCAGCGCGGUUCUUUUCGCAAAGCUUCGUCUUCUCGACGGUGGUUCAUUCGUCAAUCAUUCCACUAGGGAGGAGGUCCAAGAGCACACAGUAAGAUGGAACGCGAGGUUCGAAUUUCUCUGCAAAAUGAGCGCAAAUGCUUCGACGGGUAUUCUUGACCCUUGCAUUCUGAGGAUAUCAGUGAGAAAGGAGCUGAAAGGGGGCAGGUCCUUCCAGAAGCUGGGCUUCACGGACUUGAAUCUUGCGGAGUUUGCUGGUGCCGGUCAGUCGAGACGAAGAUGUUUACUGGAAGGCUACGACGCUAGACACAGACAAGACAACUCUAUGCUCAGGGUAGCGAUCCGGAUGAACAUGUUGUCGGGCGAUAUUUUAUUCAAAGUACCCUCACCGUCGUUAAAGCAAACACAAUUGGCAGUGCCGGGUGUUCCUGGUAUACCGGGAGUCGGUGCCGACGAAGGUAGCGGACCGGAAAGAUGUGGCAGCCGAGAAGAUUACGUCUCCAGUGGAUCCUUAGCAGGUAGCAUAGCUAGCGCAAGUAGUGGAUUUGGCAGUCUUCCGAAGAAAAGAGCACCUCUGUUCUCUUCUGAAUUGAUAGGCGGUGCGGAGACGUAUGAUCCGAUGACGUUGGGCGAAGUUAUUACGUCGGCAAUACCGAUUGAAACAUUAGCAGAAGCUCACACGGAAUCUGGACACUCAAGAAAUAGUAGUAACACCAGUCAACUAAGUAAAGGUUCGGGGUAUGGAUCGCUAAAUUCACACAGCCAGCACAGCAGGCAAAGCAGCAGUGGAGAUAGUGGACAUAUCAGGUCACCUUCUUGGCCGGUAUGGGCGCCACGCCUUCCAACUGUUCCUCAAAAUCAAAAGUACAACCAUGUCGAAUCAACUCAUCCAAUGUCUCCUCCGUCUCCCACCCUAACUUUAAUGGAAUCUAGUUGUAACGAAUUUUGGUCUAAUUCAAGUCCAGUUUCAUCCAGAAAAAUGGACAUCGAGGAUAUACAGAGUGUUGUGAAUUCGGCAGCAAUAAAUACGAAUGUCAGUAUUCCUGACAAUGAGAUUUUUAAAGUACCGAACGGCACGGGUCUUCAAUUAACGAAAAAUAACAAUAAUAAUGUUCAAAACAAUAAUCGUCUAGGUAGCCUUCGAUUGUCUAAUUUUAACGCACCUACCAUGUUGCGUAAGAAUUUGCAAAAUAUUUCUCAAAGAAAUAAGUCAAAUAAAUCAAACACGAAAGAAUCUGUACAAAUUCCGCCAAAUAGAAUAUCUACCAAUAGUAUCGAUCAGCAGCGACGUACUUCAAAAACUUGUGAUUGUAUAGAAAAGAGUAACGUCACUCCGGUCGUAACUCUUAUUAAUCAGGCCAGGGCCGUUUCCUCUCCCGAUCCACUUCAUAGACCUGACACUCCCAGAGCGUCGCUACUCUCAGCGACAGCAUCUCAGAGGCUCAGGGGUAUCGGAGGCGGUCAUAGAAAAUUACUGGACGGGGCUGGUGGAAAACUCGCCACCGUAGCAACUAGCCCGGAUUCUGAGGAGCCCUCGGAAAUACUUGAGGCUACUGCUACUACCACUGCGCAUAGACGAAACAGCGUCACCCCACCGUCAGUCCAUGCCCUUGUAAAUCCUUCCGGUGGAUCUGGCCUAAGUGAAACUGGUUCUUUGGAUCGAGCCAAGGCAGCACUUGAACGCAGAAAAAAGGCUGAAGAUGGCAACAUCAAUCCCAUUCUAUGCAGAGUCGAAGUGACAAGGCCAAACGCUGAUUCGUUGAUAAAUGAGUUAUUGAAAGCGACAAAUUUAGACCAAUCAGAUCUUGAAAGUGCGGAAACAUCUGGAUUACAACUAUUCAUAGCAAAAGAUGGCACCACGGCACUGGGCAGUCAUGAGGUAAAGAGUCAAAUGCCAGCUGGAGUGUUUAAGCAAGUUGUAAUGGAAGAUAACAACAGGUAACACAAAAUCAAUUUGACGAGUCGUCAAAAUUCGCGCCACGUCACAACGUUUUCACUUGCACUGGUGCCAGAGUUGGUGUACGAAGCUUAUGAACCCAGGUAGUAAUAAGACUAUCAUAGUGAUUAAGUCAAAUGCUGAUUCAUGAAUUUUGCAUAACAUUUCAGUUGAUAAUGUUAAGUGCAAGAAAAUAUAUUAGAUGCUGAGAAUAUUCACAAACAAGCAGUCUCUCUUCAAAAUUUCUUUGGAAGUAGAAACCUACUCAUCCCUAAAAAUAGCAUUUCUUAAUACCUUAUAGUCUAUACCUAAGAACUCUCUAUGAAACGAAGUGAUAGUGUUACAGACUAUUAAUACGAUUAUCAAUAGCAAACAGAUAAUUCGUAUUUUCAUGGUAUUUGUCACUCGUAUCUAAUGGUUCCUUAAGUUACUCGACACAUCCAAGGGAACUUCGACGAGAAUGGAAUUUGCUACGAUGAAUCGAUUUUGACAUAAGACUGCAUCUGUAUUUUGAACAGAAGUUACUUCUCGGUACCCACUCAUUGCGUAUCAGACUAUACAAAUAAUUCUUGUAAAAAUGAUGAAGAAUAUCAAAAUUUUUGUUGUUACUUUGAAACGUAUUAUAAUUUAUAAGCGAACUACAAAUAUGCAAACAUUCUCUCCUCAAGAUCUUAUAGUUAAACGUCGAACCUUAACAGUAUCCUUUUAUUUACCAUUUAAAAAAAUGUUAAAAAAGCUUGAACAUAAUAAGUUAGACAAAUGCUCCUUCAAAAUAUGAUUAAGUGAUGCUAAGCUGCAAAAAAUAAUUUUAAUUUAAGUCGUUUUAAAAUUGAAAAAGCAACAAAGUGCUUAAACAAUAACAUAAAUAUUUUCUUCCAUAAUAACGAAGCACAAGACGCCCCUGUGUUUCAAAAUGGAAAGUUAGUCAAUAUUUAGCAAGAUAUUCAAAUGUAACAAACAAUAAUAGUUAUAAAACAAUGCGACAUGGACAGAUGUGAAAACUGAUAAGUGUUAAACUAUUAAUCAAUAUGGAAGCUGUGUAUGCACCAACGCAUCUGUCAAAAUUUUCAUAAAAAUGAAUCAAAAACGAUUAUAACGAAUGUGUGACGUCAAUUUCUUUCUAUCACGUACAAUGUAUAUAUAUAUAUACACAUAUACACAUAUACAUGUUGUUAAAAAAUUUCAUGCUCUAUGGUAAAAUCUGAUGUGAUCAAGUCUCACGGGUGUUAUUUAAAAUUCGUAGAAUAUUGAAAAUAAUCGUGUACAAAUUAUCAAAUCAGACUUGACUUGAAAAUCUUGACUAUACAGAAGAAAACCGGUAUGUACAUUUACUAUCAUAUUAAUCAAUUAUUUUAACCAACAAUUUAUUUUUCACAAAUUUCAAGCUUUAUAUUCUAUAAUGAUAUAUUUUCAAAUUCAAAUAUAUUGAUUGUUGAAUAUUGCAUUCAGUAUUGACUGAAGUUUUCACCGUUGGUGCAACCAGCUAUAUUAUAGCAACUUGUAUAUAAAUAGAAUAGUAAUUGUUAUGUAGCUAAAUGGCAGGUGUUAUACAUUCUCUGUAUUUAAAUCUAUACCGUGUAUAUUACUGUUGGUAUGGUACUCAAAUUGGCUCACGUGUGUCAGUGCGUGUGUAAAAUAAUGUAUGUAUGUUUUAACUUCGAACGUGUGUGAUAGUAUCAGUUUCCGUUCUUCAAUCUUAAGUAAAAAUUUGCAAGUUAGAUACGAUAUAUUAUCAUGUUAUAGAAAUUCAUAAAAUUGUAUUGACAUUGUGAACAGUCACGAUUGGCAAUGUAACACGUCGUUUGUUAAUAAUAACUACUGGCAACGAACUAAAAAAGUGUAUCAGCUAUAUAAAUGCUAGUUAUUAUGAAAUCUAGAUACUGAGUAGGAGCUUAUAGAUUCCAUCGCAUAAAUUGAGUUCUGUAUAUUUCUUGAGUUUCACGCAUUUACUGUAUCGACAUACACAUAUUUCAAAAACGAUAAUUAGUCUGGUGAUUCAUGCAGCUCAUUAUUUUUGCUAAUAAUGAUAAACUUAAAUUAGGUAUUAAUGUGACAAUUUUGAAAUAUCGAUACCAGUGUUACUGCUAGAAAAUAAUAAUUUAUUAAAUUGUAGGUAAUAAAUAAUCAUAGUUAAUAUCGAAUGAAAUGAUUUUUCUCAUAUGUAUAUUACUUCAAUUUUUUCUCGUCACUUAAUGCCAAGGUCGGAGUCACACUACGUGAAAUAUUCGUAACAUAAAUGCAUCAAGCACAGUAAACCCUGUAUUUUUUUUUUUUACCUGUUAUUUACCUUUCCUAAAUUCGUCGCACCAAUAUAUCUAUUUCUGGCGUGGACUCGAAGAAAUUAUCCAGUUUUUCCGACAACUCCAAUAAUUGUAACACAACGUAAGCAACCCUUGGUUUCAAACAUCUCCAGAGUUGUAUAAAAGAAAUGCAGGCGUUACUGUAGCAACUAUAACUAUUUUAAUGGUUUGGGUUACUUUAAGAACGUCACGCAGAAGAAUUGAUAAGUUUUUUUUUUUUUUUUUUACAAGAAGUUACGUUUGACUUGUGAAACCAAUGUUAAGCGUUGUGAUAUUUUACAUGAUUGUAAUAAUUAAUAUUACGGUGUUGUUAUUGUACUGUAAUAUGAGUUAACUCUGGCCCAAAAAUUUUUCAACAAAUGUUUGUUUAUUAAUUUUUAGAUUAAUUUCUAUAAUUUACUGUUGUUGACACUUCAUGUAUCUAAUUAUGUGGAAGGAGAAGUACUUCCAUGUGCUGAUAAUAAGAUAACAUGCUAAAAACCAGAAA